Tarenaya hassleriana is the source of this 1719-nucleotide messenger RNA. Its product is annotated as 4-substituted benzoates-glutamate ligase GH3.12-like. NCBI's taxonomy places the organism in Eukaryota, Viridiplantae, Streptophyta, Magnoliopsida, Brassicales, Cleomaceae. Gene Ontology annotation, cellular component: cytoplasm. The transcript has 4 exons. The record is from RefSeq and is a predicted model, not a curated record. Gene Ontology annotation, molecular function: acid-amino acid ligase activity. The coding region runs from base 1 to 1719 and encodes 572 amino acids.
AUGAGUUCAAGCUUUGAUCUCGGCGACAAAGAAGCCGGCACCAAGGCUCUUGAAGAUUUAACGAAGAAUGUGAAGCAAACACAAGACAACGUAUUACAAGACAUCCUCAAUUGUAAUGUGAACACUGAGUACCUUCGAGGUUUCCUCAAGGGUCGAACCGAUAAGGAUCUGUUCAAGGAGAACGUUCCGGUGGUGAACUACGAGGACGUCCGGCCUUAUAUCGACCGUGUCGCCAAUGGAGAGCCCUCUGAGAUCAUUUCAAACCGACCCAUUACAGGUUUCUUGCUAAGUUCCGGGACUUCAGGAGGAGCACAAAAGAUGAUGCCGUGUAAUAACAAGUACUUGGACAACUUGACGUUCAUAUACGAUCUGCGUAUGCUCGUUAUAAGCAAGCAUGUUGAUGGUGUGGAGCAUGGAAAAGGGAUGAUGUUUUUAUUCACUAAGCCAGAACUCGUCACUCCUUCUGGUUUGCCAGCUAGGGCAGCGACCAGCAGCUACUUCAAGAGCGAUUACUUCAAGAACCGGCCGUCGAAUUGGUACUAUUCUUACACAAGUCCUGACGAAGUCAUCUUGUGUCCGGACAACAGGCAGAGUCUAUACUGUCAUUUGCUUUGUGGGCUCGUCCAAAGAAACCAUGUCGUGAGGGUUGGCUCCAUCUUUGCUUCAGUUCUGGUCAGAGCAAUCAAGUUUCUCGAAGAUUUCUGGAUGGAAUUGUGUUCGGGCAUCCGAUCAGGUCAUGUCAGCGACUGGAUCACUGACCUAGACUGCAAGAAUUCCAUCUACCGUAUCCUCGACGGCCCUCGUCCUGAAUUGGCGGAUACGAUAGAGCAAGAGUGCAACCAAAAGUCAUGGGAAGGUAUAAUCACUAGACUCUGGCCAAAAACCAAAUACAUCGAAACCGUUGUUACAGGUUCAAUGGCUCAGUAUAUUCCAGCACUACAAUUCUACGGCAAUGACCUGCCUCUUAUCUCAACGAUUUACGGUUCUUCGGAAACUACGUUCGGGAUAAACCUCGAUCCUCUCUGCAAACCUCGAGACGUAUCUUACACAUUCAUGCCCAACAUGUCAUACUUCGAGUUUAUCCCCGUGGACAGCAAGGAAGAUAAGAUCGUCGACCUUAAGGACGUGAAACUCGGGUGCUACUAUGAACCCGUGGUCACGAAUUUUUCCGGUUUAUACAGAACGCGAGUCGGAGAUAUCCUUCUUGUGACCGGUUUCCACAACAACGCACCUCAAUUCAAAUUUGUAAGAAGAGAAAAUGUAGUUUUAAGCAUCGAUAUGGAGAAAACGAACGAAGAAAAUCUCUUCAAGGCGAUGAAUAAGACGAAGCCUUUACUCGAAUCUUCGGGUCUAAUGCUUAUAGACUUCACCAGCUACGCCCAAACAUCGACUAUUUCGGGUCACUAUGUUCUUUACUGGGAACUCGUGGGUAAAGGCAAAGAGGGUAACCCUCCGAUCAAUCCCAAAGUACUGGAGGAGUGUUGUUUCGCAGUGGAGGAGUCGCUUGACGAUGUGUACAAGAGAUGUCGGAGUAAGGACAGAUCAAUCGGAGUUCUUGAGAUAAGAGUUGUCCAAAACGGCGCAUUCGAUUCUCUCAUGGAUUUCUUCAUCUCGCAAGGUGCUUCCAUUGGCCAGUACAAGAUGUCGAGAUGUCUAAAAUCUGCAAAGGCUUUGGACAUAAUGGAGAAGAGUGUCACGUCGAGAUUCUUUAGCAAAUAG